Bubalus bubalis (water buffalo) is the source of this 6054-nucleotide messenger RNA. RefSeq names its product EF-hand and coiled-coil domain containing 1 (gene EFCC1). Gene Ontology annotation, molecular function: calcium ion binding. The record is from RefSeq and is a predicted model, not a curated record. The transcript is spliced from 8 exons. Lineage: Eukaryota; Metazoa; Chordata; Mammalia; Artiodactyla; Bovidae. Bases 60 to 1838 code for a protein of 592 amino acids.
GACCGGAGGAGGGGCGCUCAGCAGCGCUGGAGCCCAGCGGCCCGGGCGCGGAAGCCGGCAUGGAAGGCGCGGCGAGUGACCCGUACCGGCGGCCGGCGCGGCGCACGCAGUGGCUCCUGAGCGCCCUGGCGCACCACUACGGGCUGGACCGCGGCGUGGAGAACGAGAUCGUGGUGCUGGCCACCGGCCUGGACCAGUAUCUGCAGGAGGUCUUCCACCACCUGGACAGCCGAGGGGCCGGCCGCUUGCCCCGCGCCGACUUCCGUGCGCUCUGCGCGGUGCUGGGACUGCGCUUCGAGGGGGCUGCAGCCCCCGGGGAGGCCUCCGGAGAUACGGCCGCCGGAGACACGAACUCUGGGGACGUGAUAUCGGGGGACGCGGCCGCUGGGGAGGCCGCCGAAUGCGACGAGGAUGCCGAGGAGGAGGCGCGCCUGGCGCUGCGCGCGGAGCCGCCCGAGCUCACCUUCCGCCAGUUCCACGCGCGCCUCUGCGGCUACUUCGGCACCCGCGCCGGGCCCCGUCUGCCCCGCGGCGCUCUGAGCGAGCACAUCGAGACGCAGAUCCGCCUGCGCCGCCCGCGCCGCCGCCGCCGCCGAGCUGCCCGCCCGCCCGGCCCCGACGGCGGCCCCGAGGGCGAGCGCCUGGCGCGGCUGGAGGAGGAAAACAGCAGUCUGCGCGAGCUGGUGGAGGACCUGCGGGCCGCGCUGCAGAGCAGUGACGCGCGCUGCCUGGCGCUGCAGGUCGGCCUCUGGAAGAGCCAGGCGGGCGCCCAGGAGGCGGCGCGAGGCGAGCCCGAGGCGGCGGCGCGGGAGCUGCGGCAGGCGCGGGGCGCGCUGGCGGCGGCCGAGGCCCACGCGGGGCGGCUGCGCCGGGGCCAGGCCGAGGUGCGGCGGCGUGCGGAGGAGGCCCGGGCGGCGGUGCUCCGCAGCCUGGGGCGCGUUCGCGAGCUCGAGGCGCUGGCGCGCCAGGUGCCCAGCCUGCAGCGCGGGCUGCGGCGGCUGGAGGGCGAGCUGCGGCGAUACAGGUCAGAGGGCACCCAGCUCCCGGGCCCACCACGAGCCAGCCCAGAGCCCGACACCAAGAGCAGCGAACCUGAGGAUGGUGAGGCCAGAGGCCCAGAGCCCCCUCCAGACGGAGCCUGGGGGUCCGACAGCAGCCCGGCGAGCAGACCCCCAGGCCCAGGGCUGGACGAGCAGCUGUUCCGCUCGGUCGAGGGCCAGGCUGCCUCUGACGAGGAGGACGACCGCGAGAAGUGGCAGGAGGUGCAGCGGCCACCGGCCGAGGUCACGGCGCUGCUGGCAGGUCUCUCCGGCUGCGGGAGCGGGUGCGAUGACCAGAUGGCCAAGAAGCUCAUGACUUACUGCAGCCACUUGGGCGGUGCCAACCAUGCCCGCGCCCUGGGGGAGCUGGAGACCUGUGUUGCCAUGCUGGUGGAGCAGCUGGGGUCCCGGGGCUGUGGUGCAAAGAUUCUGAGGACACCUGAGGAGGAGGCAGAGCUGCAGCGGAAGGUGGGUGAGAACGAGAGCCUGCGGCAGGAGCUGCAGAUGGUGGAGACGGAGAGGGUGCGGCUGUCCCUGCUGGAGGAGAAGCUGGAGGACGUGCUGGGGCUCCUGCAGAGGCUCCGCGACCUGAACAUAUCGAAAAAAGCCCUGGGGAAGAUUUUGCUGAGCACGCUGGAUGCUUGCAGGGACCCCACACAAGACGGGCCGUCGGGCCCCUUGGCCGUGCUGGAAGCCCUGCACCGAGCUUUGGCUGGCUGUGAGCUCCUGCGUACAGAACCGUCAGCCCCUGCCUCCGCAGCUCCGGCCCUCGCCCACUCCUUCCCCAUCUCCUGCUGAGGUUGCUGGCCCGGCCUGUGGGCAGCCUGGCCACCAUCAGACCAGCCUCCGGGACCAGCCUGGCCACCAUCACAUCCUCAGAACCCUGGGGUCACCGGCUCCUUCUGACACUGGUCCAAGCGUGGAGCCUGGCAGCCACGCCUCCCCUGGGCUCCUCAUUCCUGGCCUACGUUCCUGCUGCCAGCAUGCACGCUGCCGACGGUUGCUGGAUCAGCCUGUACCCGCUGCCAGCCCCCUGCCCUUGGAGUCGAGGUGCCCGCUUUUCUGCCUGGUUCAGUCCAGAAUCCCUUCCCUGGGCUCCCAGUAUCUCUUCCCUUCCCAGCGGUGUCCUCUUUGUCCACACGGCGUGACUGCUCCAGGGACCUCGUGCCCCGCACUCCACUCAGGACACUACCCAUGCCCCGGAAGUGCUGAAGGCUGGACACGGGGCUGGGGGAACUCCCAGGGAGGAGACAGUGAUCACAGCAGGCUUUCUGGUGGAGGUGGCCUUGAACUAGCUCUAGAAGAGCAGUUAGAUUUAGAUGGGAAGAGAGGGGGGAAGGGCAUUUAAUGCAAGGGAACAGGGAGCGCCCAAGUGUGCUGCCGUAAAGCGCCCCAUGAGUACAGACCCCAGAGCCCCUCUUUCCUGAGCCCCCAGUAGGUACCAGGCCCCGUGGAUCACAGGCAGGAGCAAGACAAGCUGCCCGGUCCCAUCAACCUUAAACCCUCGUAGGAGAGAAAGACACAUUGGAGAGCACUGCAGUGCAGGUAGAAUCCGUGCUAAACUGCGGCAGAUGAGGGUUCUGAGAGUGCAGACGAUGGGGGCAGUCCGAGUCAAGGAGGACGGAGCUCUGCAGAGGGCAGGGCAAGGACAGGCACCCUGCGGGGAUGGGGCCCUGAUGACUCGUCUCCCAGGCAAUGGGCGCCUUGGAGGGGUUCUGACCUGCCUCCCGGAGGUGAGGGGGAGGGUAGCAGACGGGAGGAUGCAGGACUUGGGAGCAAGGGGUCACCUGGGGGACACAGAAGAGGGGCCACGGGGAAAGGAGGACCAGGGCCCAGCAGGCAGUCCCGGGCAGGGCCACAGGGAGGGCUGGAGGGUGACCCUUGGCCGCGCGUGGGGCCACAGGGGUCCACGUGUGUGGUAAGAUCCAUGGAAGUGGGCGUUCUUCUCCAAAAACUCAGCUUUACUGUGUGUUAACGAAAAAUAAAAGGGGCAGGGCCUUCCCUGACGGUCCGGUGGUUAAGAAUCCACCUUCCAAUGCAGGGGACGUGGGUUCGAUCCCUGGUUGGCGAACUAGAUCCCACAUGCCACAGCUAAGCCCACAAGCUGCAAACCAGUGACUCAUAAACCACAGCCAAAGAGCCCACGUGACGCAUGAAGACCCUGCGUGCUGCCACUAGGACCCGAGGCAAGCAGAGAAAUACAUAUUUAAAAGUAAUAAUAGUGAUAAUAAACGGGACCAGAAGAGACAUUCCUGAAGCACCCCCCGCCCCUGCUCUGGCUCCCUGGAAUCGGCCGACAGCAGGCAGGCAGGAUUCCUGUAGACUCCAACCACACUAAGGCUCACACUCAGGAGCUUCCUAAUAAAAAUCUCUGACCUCUGCCUGACAAGCAAAGGUGUAUCGUCGCUCGUAGAGCCCUCAUCUCACUGGAGGCAAGUUUAUGAGGUGGCCUAGCAUGCACAGGUGCCAGAGAAGCUGAGGGACUACCCGGCACCUCACAGCCAAUCAGCACCCACGCCUGGGCUGAGCCUGCUUCCUGGGCUGAGCCUGCUUCCUGAGCCCGCGUCACACACGCUUCCUACCUCGGCCAGCUGUCUCUGAUUAGGGACCCCAGGGCUUGGGGUCUGAAUCAGUUACAGCACAGCUAAGCCCCCUUGAUAAACGAGCUCCCACAACACUCUGGGCCAAACAAGACAGAACUUUCUCUCCCGUAGUGGUUCAGAGGGGAGUGGACGACACAGCAGCUCUGCUCCACGUGGCCACCCAGGGGCCCAGGUUCCUUCUGCUGUGUUGCUCUGUCGUCCCCUAGGGUGUCGUCCCUGGCAGAACCUAAUCACCAGCAUCACAUCGGCCCUCCGGCCCCCGGGAAGGAGGAGACAGGGAGGGGAGGCUCAGGUACUCCGGCUCACACAUCCUCUAAGCUCAUCCCACUGGCCAUACCUGGCUGCAAGGGAUGCUGGGAGAUGUCUCCUGUAGCUGGGCAACCACGGGACCAGCUAAUGCUAACAUUAUUAAAAGAAAAAAGGUGGCCAACUGGACUGGGGGCUAGCCACACACCCCAGGCUGCUCACAGUAGUCUGCUUGGCACAGCAGAGGGGCCGAGCGGGCACGUACGGGCACCCCUGCAGUGCCCACCGUGGCCGGAGGAGAGCACACAGCCCUCCUCCUACAAAAGGCCACGUCGCCAAGGUCGGCUGACAACCGACCUACAAGACAGCAAGAAGAGCUAAUUAGGCAAAUGAGGUGCCAGAGGAGCACGUUCACAACAAAGGAACAGGAUGAAAUCCCAGGUUGGACUUCCCUGAUGGUCCAGUGGGUGAGAAUCUGCCUUCCAGUGCGGGGUCAGAACCGGGUUGGGCAACUGAGCCCAUGAGACACAGCUAGAGAAGCCUACGUGGGCCGCCGCAGAGACCCAGCACAAUCAGAGCAAAAACAGACGAAAACAAAACGAGCCACUCCCGAUUUCCCCACCAAGAAAAGAUACAGCCCCAGGAGAGCGAAGCUAAGCGGAAACAGGCAAUCUACCCGAGAAAGAGCUCAAGGUAGUGAUCAUAAAGAGGAUCAAAGAACUCAGAAGAAGCGAUAAACAGAGUGAGAGUUGGUUAGAAAAUGUAAAAGAACCCCCAAGCAGAGAUGAAAAAUGUAGUAACUGCAUAUUUAAAAAAGACACCAGAAGGAAUCAACAGCAGACUAAAUGACGCUGAGAUGUGGAUCAGUGAACGGGCAGACAGAAGUGGAAAUCCCUGAAGCUGAAGAGAAAAAAGAGAAACGGGACAGUUUCAGAGAUCUCUGUGAUAACAUCAAGUGUACUCACGGUAGCAUUAUAGGGGUCCUAGCAGAAAAGAAAGAAAAGGGACAGAGAAUUUAUUUGAAGACAUUGUAGCUGAAAACUCCCCUAACUUGGGAAAGCAAGCGGACACUCAGGUGCUGGAAGCACAGAGAAUCUAAUGGGAGCAGCCCCCAGAAGGACCAAGACACACGUAAAAUGGCAAAAACCAAAGAUGAAGAGCAAGCGAGGGACGUCCCUGGUGGACCAGGGCUUCACACUGCAGGGGGCGUAGGUUUGACCCUGGGGUGGAGAACUAGGACCCCUCGCGCCAAUUGAUGAGAGAAAACACACACGCACGCACACGCACACACAUGCAUGCACAGCAACAAGCUACAUACAACGGCUGGCUUCUCAGCAGAACCUGCAGGCCAGAAGGGAGGGGCUCAAUAUAUUUAAAGUGAUGAAAGGGAAAAACCUACACCCACCCAAGAAUACUUUUCCUGGCAAAACUCUCACUCAGAUAUGAUGGAGAGAUCGAAAGUUUUACAGCAACACCAAACCAGCUUUAUAAGAAAUGUUCAAGAGACUUCUCUAAGCAAAAAAAAAAAGAGGCUACAACCAGAAACACGAAAUUUAUGAAAGGAAAACACUCACUGGAGGAGCAAAUACCCAGUAACGGGAGCAAGGCAACCACAGACAAAGCUAGCCGGCAGAUUAAAAGACAAAAGGAGGAAAAUCGAUAUCCGUAAUAAGCAGUCAAGGGAUACACAAAAGAUGUCAAACGUGCUGUCAGAAACAUCACAGUCGUUAUGAGGGGAGGGAAGUAAAAAUGCAGGGAAGUUAAAAUGUGUCUGAAAUUAAGAGACGGCAACACGGCUUCCUAGGUGGCUCAGGGGUAAAGAAUCCGCCUGCCAAUGCAGGAGACCCGGGUUCGAUCCCUGGCCCGGGAAACUUCCGCACGCAGGAGAGCCACUAAGCCUGAGUGCCCCAGCUACUGAGCCAGUGCUCCAGAGCCUGAGGCGCUGAAUCCACGCACCCGACGGCCUGUGCUCCACGAGAGAGGUCAGCGCAGCAAGAAGCCGGCUGCCCCGGGCCAGGGCGUCUUGCGUCAGUCCGUGGCGGGCGGCAGGGGAAUCCAUCAGCUAGGGCAGCCUAACAGCUAGAGAGCUGCCCCAUCCUCCACAGAAAAAGCCCCCAUGGGCCAAAAGCAACAAAGACCCAGCAGGGCCAAAAGCAAAUAAUUUU